AUGUCUGGCAGCGCAGGAUACGACCGUCACAUCACCAUCUUCUCAGAUCAGGGGCGCCUAUAUCAAGUUGAGUAUGCAUUCAAAGCCAUUACAGCUGCGAACAUAACUUCAGUGGGAGUAAGAGGGAAAAAGUGUGCUGUCGUUCUGUCACAAAAGAAAGUCCCUGACAAACUCAUUGACCCAUCCUCUGUGUCCCAUGUCUUCAAGAUCUCACCCUCAGUAGGCUGCGUAAUGACGGGCUCCAUUGCCGAUGCCAGAGCUUCUGUUGAUCGUGCUCGAGGAGAGGCAGCUGAGUUCAAAUACAAGUAUGGCUAUGAAAUGCCAUGUGAUGUACUGGCGAAACGCCUUGCCAACAUCAAUCAAGUCUAUACUCAACGUGCUUACAUGAGGCCUCUCGGUGUUGCCACGACCUUGAUCUCUGUGGACGACGAACUUGGUCCUCAAUUAUACAAAUGCGAUCCUGCUGGAUACUAUGUUGGCUACAAAGCAACUGCUUCAGGACCAAAACAACAAGAAGCUCUGAAUCACUUGGAGAAAAAACUCAAGAACAAGGAAUGUGCCCCGGGUGACUGGGAGGAGAUUGUCGAGCUUGGAAUUACCACGCUUAGCACUGUACUCAGCGUCGACUUCAAGAAGAACGAAUUGGAGAUCGGUAUUGUUGGUGGGCCACGAGCUGAAGGCUCUGAUGAAACAAGUUCCGCUUUUCGUACACUGACAGAGGACGAAGUCGAAGAACGGCUUCAAGCUAUCGCUGAAAGAGAUUGA
This is a messenger RNA of Lithohypha guttulata, 765 nucleotides long. RefSeq names its product Proteasome subunit YC7alpha/Y8 (protease yscE subunit 7) (gene SCL1). The transcript is spliced from 5 exons. Gene Ontology annotation, biological process: ubiquitin-dependent protein catabolic process; proteasomal protein catabolic process. Gene Ontology annotation, cellular component: proteasome core complex, alpha-subunit complex; cytosol; nucleus. The coding region runs from base 1 to 765 and encodes 254 amino acids. Lineage: Eukaryota; Fungi; Ascomycota; Eurotiomycetes; Chaetothyriales; Trichomeriaceae. The record is from RefSeq and is a predicted model, not a curated record.